Glycine soja is the source of this 2168-nucleotide messenger RNA. RefSeq names its product protease Do-like 9. The transcript has 9 exons. Lineage: Eukaryota; Viridiplantae; Streptophyta; Magnoliopsida; Fabales; Fabaceae. The coding region runs from base 157 to 1911 and encodes 584 amino acids. Gene Ontology annotation, molecular function: protein binding; serine-type endopeptidase activity. Gene Ontology annotation, biological process: proteolysis. The record is from RefSeq and is a predicted model, not a curated record.
UGGUUUACUCGGGAAAAAUCGAAAUAUAAGUGACAAGACCCGAAUGAAAAUGAGUUUGAUUUUUUCUGUGCUUUGUUUCUUCCUAGGUAUGAAUCUGCUACAAUUUCUCUGAUUCUGAAAUAACAAUAACUCAUAGUAAUACCCCCAAACAACAAAAUGGGAGAUAACAAACGUAAGAGAGGACGCAAAGCCAAAACCCCCGCCUCCGAAACCCUAGACCACCCCGCCCCCGUCACCACCACCGCUCCAAAUUCCACCUCCACCGCCAUGGACGAUGUCUUCUCCGUCGGCAACGUCGAGCUCAUCGACACCACGGCCUCUCCGCACCACCGCCGCCUCCGCGCCCGUCCCAACCACUCCGAGAAGCCCCACGCUCUGCCCACGGGGCGCCGCCACGCCCGCCCCCUCGACAACGGAGGCGGUGACUUCUCGGUCCCCAGCGACGUCGUCGGGGUUUCCCCUGCCGUGGCGAUGGAGGCGGACCCGGCGGCGUGGGUGGCAAGGGCGCUGCCGGCGAUGGACUCGGUGGUGAAGGUGUUCUGCGUCCACACGGAGCCUAAUUUCUCGCUGCCGUGGCAGAGGAAGAGGCAAUACAGCUCGAGCAGCAGCGGGUUUGUGAUUGGCGGGAGAAGGGUUCUCACCAAUGCGCAUUCGGUAGAACACUAUACACAGGUCAAGCUCAAGAAACGUGGCUCUGAUACCAAGUACUUGGCCACUGUGCUCGCCAUUGGAACCGAAUGUGACAUUGCCAUGCUUACAGUUGAUGAUGAUGAGUUCUGGCAAGGGAUGUCACCUGUAGAGUUUGGGGAAUUGCCCACACUUCAAGACGCAGUUACAGUUGUGGGCUACCCAAUUGGUGGAGACACUAUCUCCGUCACCAGUGGUGUUGUAUCACGCAUUGAGAUUCUAUCUUAUGUCCAUGGUUCUACAGAACUUCUAGGUUUACAGAUAGAUGCUGCUAUAAAUUCUGGCAAUUCUGGUGGACCUGCAUUUAAUGACAAAGGAAACUGUGUGGGGAUUGCAUUUCAGUCCCUCAAGCAUGAAGAUGCGGAGAAUAUAGGUUAUGUCAUUCCAACGCCAGUUAUCAUGCAUUUUAUCCAGGAUUAUGAGAAGAAUGGAGGAUAUACUGGAUUCCCUAUUCUUGGGGUUGAGUGGCAGAAAAUGGAAAAUCCUGAUCUGCGAAUGGCCAUGGGCAUGAAACCUGAUCAGAAAGGUGUGCGCAUUAGAAGAAUUGAUCCUACUGCUCCAGAAUCCAAGGUUUUGAAGCCAUCAGAUGUUAUCCUUAGUUUUGAUGGGGUUGAUAUUGCCAAUGAUGGAACAGUUCCAUUUCGCCACGGAGAGCGCAUUGGUUUCAGUUAUCUCAUAUCACAGAAAUAUACUGGGGAUAAUGCAGCAAUCAAAGUACUGCGGAAUUCAGACAUUUUCAAAUUUGACAUUAAACUUGAUAGUCACAGAAGGCUUAUUCCAGCACACAGCAAGGGCAAACCUCCCUCAUAUUAUAUUAUUGCUGGAUUUGUUUUUACAACUGUUUCUGUUCCAUAUCUUCGUUCCGAGUAUGGAAAGGAUUAUGAAUAUGAAGCUCCAGUCAAGCUUUUGGAUAAACUGCUGCAUUCGAUGCCACAAUCACCGGAUGAACAACUUGUUGUGGUCUCUCAGGUGCUGGUGGCUGAUAUCAACAUUGGAUAUGAAGAUAUUGUUAACACCCAGGUCCUUGCUUUCAAUGGUCAACCAGUGAAAAACCUGAAGAGCCUAGCCACUAUGGUAGAGAGCUGCAAUGAUGAAUAUCUAAAAUUUGAUCUAGAUUAUGAUCAGAUCGUGGUGCUUCGCAUGAAGACUGCAAAAGCAGCUACUCUUGAUAUUCUUGCAACGCACUGUAUUCCAUCAGCAAUGUCUGAUGAUCUUAAGUCAUGAUAUGAAUCACAAUGUAGUAGAUUCUGCAUCAUGAUCUUAAGUCAUUAUAUUUUUAGUUAGAUUGUUUCCCUACAUGGUACUGGGAGUUAUGUUUAAUUUAAGUGCUAAUGCCUCUUGGGACUCUGAUGGUUCCACAUUUUGAAAGAGAUGAUAGAUAGGUAAGCAGGAUUUACAUUACAAUUCAUUGUCUUCUGAUACAUUGGCCUUUUUCAAAUUUUGAGGGAACUGAGCAAUGUAAAGAGUUUCUAUUAUUUUCA